UGUGGAGGGUAAACAGAGGCUGGAUCCCUACCACACUACCACACUAUCUGGAGUAGCUUCAGAUACGUUCAGGAGCCAGUACAUGCCCAGUACUUGCCAACAGUGUGUGAAAGAGACGUGACCGUUCACCCAAGCGGCUAACGAACUGAUCAGUGGUGAAGAGGAUAAAAGUAUAUAGAGAGGAAUCUUCAUAAUGAUGGGUUUGGGGUAAUUUUACUUGAUCCCUCUGCAACUAAUUGAACGGUAGUUUGUACACGAAGUGGUGUAAGGAAGAUAUGGAGAGGAAGAGGUGCUGACUCACUGAGGAUCAAGAUGGCUACCUGUGACAGUGACCGCCUCUCGUGGACAGGCCACAGUCUUGUGCUGGCCAAUAGCUUGUAUCGCCUCUAUGCUCAGUCGUGCCUCUUGGACGUGAGGCUGGUGUGUGAUGAGGCUCACAUAUAUGCACAUAAGGCGGUGCUGGCUGCCGGGAGUCGGUUCUUCAUGGAUCGCCUACAGUCACUUGGUUCAGGGAUGGUAGAGCUACACAUGUCCACUGCUAACCUUGGCAUGCUCAUUGCUCCAAAUGACUUGCGUGCAGUGGUGGAGUACAUGUACUGUGGAGAACUCUUGGUGCCUCACCAUCGUUUGCCGCAUGUCUUGGCUCUUGUGCGCUCCCUUCAAGUCUUUGGAUUCCAAGCGGAUGCAGGAGGAUAUAUCACAGGACCAGAACCACAGUAUAUAGCACACGCUGACAUGAACUACACAUCAAUAGAUACCUCAGGUGUGAUGGAAAUAACCACAGAUAAUUCCCUCAUGCAGUUAGAAAGAACUGAAAGCAAUUGUGGACUUGGUGACAACACAACCAUUCCUCUGGUGGCUGUUAAACCCCAUGAACAAGGCAUACUACAGGACCCUCCUAAAUAUUCUGAGCCACUAAAAAUAGACACCAACAUUAAUGCACUUGGCUCCUCCACCAACAUGUCAUUCAGUGAACUGUGCACUGCACCAGGGACAGAUGGGGAUGCCUUUGCCAUUCAGUGCAAUCAGAUGAAGAAUAAUGUUCCUUCAAUAUUUGAAAGUUCAGUGUUAGAAGAAACCACAUCAGUGUUCAAGAGCAGACCACCGGAGUGUGGCGAGGUGUACGGCAAGCCUGACGGGGACGUGGUGUACACGGGAACCGUUCUCAAUUUUAGGGGUGAACCUGAAGUUGUUAUUGAAGGUGGAAGGAUAUUGAACACAACACUAGAAGAACAUGGAAAAGAGGAGCGCAGUGUUCAGAUAGACCCUCGACAUUCUAACACGUGUGUCCUGGAAGGUGACACAGAUGAUGCUUAUAACACUUUCAUGUUGCUGGAGGCUCUGGCAGCAGAUGCUCCGAGUCCAUCAGUGGUGGACAUGGAUAGCAUUCUUCUGUCUGACGAGGCUAAAAUGACCAUCAGUCCCAGGUGGCUGCGAUCUCGGAGGUCUCUCCGGGCUACUGCAGAUUCUCGAGUAAGACUAAAGGUUAAGGACAGCAUCGGCGGUGUGUCUCUUCAAGAUACGUCUCAGCGGCAGUCGGCAAUUUUCUCAUCGCUCCCCUCAGUUAGCCCAGAAGAUCAGACAAGUACAAGGAACAACAAGGAAAACUGGAUGGUAGUUUUACCAGAAGGCCGACCUCCAGUGAUUCCCCACAUACCUGGUGCCAACACUCUUCAUGCACAACCAUCCAUCACUGACACCGUCACGUUGCCACAAAUAUUGAACGAGGGGCCUCUACACGUACAUUCCUCUCUGGCCAAUUCGUCUCUUUUAAACCGAGCCACGGCCUCAAACACGGUCCCCUUAAUAGCCUCCCCCAUGUCUAUGGCUACUCCACUUUUAACACAAACUACAUGUCCAAGUAGUCUAUCUAUGUUUAGUCACUCCACUGUUGCUAAUAGUAAUCCAUUGUUAGCACAGUCUUCUCUCCCCAACCCAACUCCUCUACUUACCCAAUCUAACUUCUCUUUCACCCCAUUUCUUCAGCCAUCUGUCUUGUCCACAGCUGUUGUUAAUCAGCCAGACCUCUCACAAGUUCAUCAUACUUUAUCUACUGUUCCUAUGCAGGCUGUCCCUGUUCAGUCUGUAGAUGGUGAAGCUCUUAGUAUUUCAUAUCCUACAGAUUCUUAUUCCCAGUCAACCAGCCCCAUGUUCACUCAGUCAUCUGUCUCACCUGGUCACAUUUUGUCACAAAUAUCAUCAGUUCCUUCUCACAUACAGUCUUCAGGUCCUACACCAUCUCCUCUAAGUGAGUCAUCUGUAUCAAUCCUGACCCCCAUCACACAGUCAGGGACACCUACAACCUCGACAUAUUCUUCCUCUCUGCCACACUCAUCAGUAACCACAGUUCCUCUCAUUAUAGAGUCAUCUGGGUCUUCUGCUUCUAACCCCAGCUUAUCAAAUUCACUUGCUUUGCCAUCUUCAGAUUCCAGUAGUAGUAUUCUUACUCAGUCAUCCCUAUCCACUCCACAGUUGGCCAUGUCCUCCAUAUCCACAACACCCAUGCUCUCUCACUCAUCCUCUUCUUCUAAUCCAUUGGUAAUACAGCCCUCUAUUGGCUCAGCUCCUACUAUGUAUCCACCAAUUAUGUCAACUCCUUCUGUACACCCUUCUGUUGUAUCAAACAUCAGCUCUUCCUCAUCAAAUACUAUUUUCUCUCUCACUUCUGCUUCUUCAUUUGCAACUUCUUCGCCCAUAGUAACUUGGCCAAAUUCCCCUUACCUGUCACACACAACUACUUCUCUGACACACUCCCCCAUUGCUUCUCUUUCUCCCACAUCUAAGUCUUGUAGUAGUAAUACAACAACAUCAACUUCCUCUUCAUCAUUGUCACCACACAUCAGUGCUCAGCCAGUAUCUUCAGCAGUUACUGUAAACUCAUCUGUUAACAUUUCUGAGAGUGUAACCACAUGUAAUAACAGCACAUCAACCUCUGUCACUCCCACUGUCAACACAACCACUACCACCACAGUGUCAUCAAACAAUUGUAAAGCCAACACCACCCCAUCAGGCACUGUGCCCUCUAGUCCUGGAUUAGUGCCAGAAGAACACAGUGGUAGUGAGGAGGAGGACGCCCAUAAAUGUUCACAGUGCCCUAGAAUGUUCAAGCACUUGGAUAAACUCACCCUUCAUCUGUGGAAUGAACAUGAAAUUGGUACUGUAGCCAAAUGUCAGCUGUGUGACUUCAGCAGUCCUCUACAUAGUUCCUUGGUACAACAUGCAAAUUCUCACAUCACCAAAGACUGUAACACCUGUGCUGUGUGUAACAAAAAGUUCAAGACUCGUGCUACAGUCAAGACCCACUUGAGAGUACAUCGCGGGGAGGAGGUCAUGUACAAGUGUGAAUGUUGUCCUGUGAUGUAUAGCCAGAAGUUCAACCUAAUUAAACACUUGGCGUCAAAACACCAACGUGAUGCAGAGGGUCGACCCCUCACUCAGUCCCUCUCAUGCCCUGAAUGUGCCUUUACUACCCUCGCUGACUACAAGCUUAAGGCCCACACUGUGCGUCGCCAUACAAUAGACAAGCCUUUCAAGUGUAAUCACUGUACGUAUGCAACGACGGAGAAAACGGCUCUGGCCAAGCACAUAAGAACACACACGAAGGAGAAGCCAUAUGUCUGUGAAACUUGUGGAUUCCAUGCACCAACAUUGAGUAGUUUGUGGCGUCACCGUCGAAGUCACACCGGUGAGAAGCCAUUUGAGUGUGAACAGUGUGGCCAGCAGUAUGCAGAUAGCAAACGUCUACGAGACCACAUGUAUAAACACAAUAAUGUGAAGCCGUUCAUGUGUCAUAUGUGUGGGUAUACUUGUAGACGCAAAGACAACUUACAGACUCACCUGCACAAGAUUCACAAGAUAGAGGACCAGAAGGGUGCUGGUGUACCACGGGCGCGGGGACCUGUGCUGCCUCGCUCAGGAAAGUCUAAAAAAGUGAAGGCAGGAUCAGUUGUCCAAACCCCCACUGAUCCUCUUAAAAAUACACCAGAGGCGACUCAAGUUACCUGCCUAGAUGAUAUCAAAAUCAAGAUGGGACCAGAAGUGUCUGAAUUACAGGUAUGGCCAGAUCACAGCUAUGACACCCGUAACCUCACACAGGGGAGUGAUGGUGGGUCACUGUUGCUUGGCAGUACUGCACCAGUUGUGGGCUGUGGGGGUGAAAUGGAUGCCAGUGAUGGAAGAGAACUGAUGGCCUCCCACACAUCAUUCACGACUACUCUUGCCACACCAACGCUUCAGAGUCCUGGAUGUAUAACCAUUGGUGGCACUCCCCCGGCACUGCAGCUUGGAUACCUACUGCCCAUCACUGCCCCUCCAGACCCCACCAUAACCCUGACCUCCUCUACUGAUGGAGUUAUAUUAGUAGGUCAGACCCAAGUUUCUCACACAUCUAAGCCUUUUCUAUGAACUAUGUUUUUAAGUAAGCAUUCCUUUAGUUAUCUGAAAGUUUGUCUUAUGGGAAGCUUAUUCAGCUGAUUAUAGAACAUGUAUAUACAGUAAUUGUAUGUAAAUCAAGUAUAUUUUGUAUUACAGAUAAAUGUAUUUCAUGCUGGAAAAUUAAGGGUUGUUAUUCAAACUUGCAAACACUUAAGCCUUCAGCAUAUACAAAACAAUACCAAAGAAAAUAUUGUACAGUAUUUACAUAAUAAAAGUAUAAUUUCUUUA
Homarus americanus (American lobster) is the source of this 4662-nucleotide messenger RNA. Its product is annotated as serine-rich adhesin for platelets-like. Lineage: Eukaryota; Metazoa; Arthropoda; Malacostraca; Decapoda; Nephropidae. The record is from RefSeq and is a predicted model, not a curated record. Gene Ontology annotation, biological process: regulation of transcription by RNA polymerase II. Bases 313 to 4404 code for a protein of 1363 amino acids. Gene Ontology annotation, cellular component: nucleus. Gene Ontology annotation, molecular function: DNA-binding transcription factor activity, RNA polymerase II-specific; RNA polymerase II transcription regulatory region sequence-specific DNA binding; protein binding. The transcript is spliced from 13 exons.